UGGGAGUGGGAUGGGGGGCUUAGAGAAACAAAAGGAAACCAGCUGCAGAACUUCCUGAACAGGGAAAGGGAGAGAGAGAAAGAGAGAGCGCGCGCGAGGGAGAGAACGAGCCGGCACGAACAACUAACAAGAUUAUCUUAAAAAGCAGGGUAAGAGAGGGAAAGAAAAGGGAGGAUUUGGCAGCAGGAAUUCGGAGCCUGCCCGGGGUUCAUUUCCACCCACCAUGACCAGCGCGAUCUUGAGGCGGAAUUCGAGUAAGCAGGGGUUGCAGAAUCUCAUAAGGCUGACAGCACAGUGGAGUGUGGAAGAUGAGGAGGAGGCAGCUAGAGAAAGGCGUCGGAGAGAACGUGAGAGACAACUGCGGUCCCAGGCAGAAGAAGGUCUUAACAACUCUGGUACAUCUUCAGAAAACAGAGAGUCAGUACAAGAAAUCCAGUUUGAUGGCAAACCUUCUGGACCUUCAGAAUUAGAAGAGGAUGAGGGCUUUAGUGACUGGUCACAGAAACUUGAGCAGCGCAAACAGAAAUGUGCAGAAGAAGGAACACGAGAAGAACAAGUAUGCCAAUGGAAAGAAACCCAGCAGGCAGCCCCUACUCAAAGGGAAGAAAGGUUCCUAAGGCAUUCCUAUACAGAAGAGGACAGUGGCCUAAGGGAAGCAGAAGUCAAGUUAGAGCAGGUCCAUCUGGAUCAGAAACCAGAUUCUCCAACUAUCAUCCAGUUUGGCUGUAGGCCUUCAAACUUUCUGAAGUUUGUUCCUGCUUCACCUUCAUUCAAUCAGAGUGACACAGAAGCAGAAGUGGAGGGGCAGCAAAAACUCAGUGAAGUAGUUGAUGUUAGAGAGGAAAUCCAGGAUACUGGAUUUGAAGCUGCGAACCAGUGUGUUGCACAAGAGAAUGAGUGUGAAGAAGAUGAGAAAGAAAAGCAGGAGGAGAAAAAGAGAAGGAGGAAUGAAGAGGAAGAGGCACCUGGAAAACGUCAGAGAGCUCCAAGCAAUUCCAGCUCGGAGGAAGAGUUUCAGCCUCCUUUGAGUCCUAUCAUAAAGAUCACUGACAGAACUGAAUCACUUAACCGCUCCAUAGAGAGGAGUAAUAGUGUAAAGAAGACCCAGACACCUCUCCCAGUUUCAAAGAUUGAUGACAGACUUGAGCAGUACACUCAUGCCAUUGAGUCUUCCAGCAAGACCCCAAAACCAGCCCGUCAACUUUCCAUUGACCUGCCUACCAACAGCGCAGUAGUGGCUAGCACAAAAAGCCUUUGGGAGACUGGUGAGGUUGCAGUUCUCUCCCCUGUGAAGACAACACCUUCUAAGGACAUUGUGGCAGGAGACAUUGUGAGUAAGAGAAGCAUCUGGGAGCAGAAGGAGACCCCAAAGGCAGAUGGGAGUGCUAAGGUACAACUUCCAGGCAAGAAAUACAAGUAUGUGGCAAUUGGGCAUGGCCAAUACAAGAAGGUGCUGAUAGAUGAGACCACAGAAAAAUAGCCUCCUGGGGCUCCAAACAUGUGGGUUGGCUCUGUCCUGGUUUGGACAUUUGUGGAAAUAAUUGUGUGCAACGCUGAAAUUUCCUCUUCUGAUAAGAACCUCAACAAAAGGACAUCUUCUUUCCUAUGUCAAAUAUGCAACAUGCUCUAAAAACAACUAAUGAUUUCUUUACAACUAGGAGCCUCACUCCAAGCUGAUUACUUUUGGACUUUUGGCACCAUCAAGGCAACCAACAAAAUCUCUCUAUAGAUCAUUUGGCUUCUGUUUGGAAAACUGUUAGUCGUAUACUGUUCUAUGAUAUUCUGGUUUUCUUAGCUUGAUAAAGUGAAAGGCCUGCCUAUUUUUUCAUAGCCAAGCUUGAAGGAUUAUUUUAUUAACCCAGGAGGGAUGUUUACAUAAUGUUACUAAUCUGUUAAUUUGGGAGUAAGAAAAUAAAACAAUUUUUCACUUGUUAAUUUGAGCACCAUGGAAGCCUAAUAGUCUACGCUUCAUUGUAAGAAUCUCUUUACCAUUCAACAUGGCAAUUCUCACUAGAAUUAGAAGUUUUGAAAGUGGGAAGAAUCUUUCUUUCUGGUCACUAGUCUGGAACUUUUACAAUGUCUACCAUUGUAUUUCAUUAUUAUAAAUUCAUAAGUCUUAUCAUAUUCAUGCAUAUGAAUUUACCCAGUUUUCUUUCUUGAGCAGCCUCUGUCAUUCCUUUGUAGAUAAAAAGUCAAGUUAAAGUUCGUAUCUCCCUCACACAGCCUUGGCCUUGAGAUGCAUCUUUUCUCUCAUUUCUGUCUGGGUCACUAUUUCUGCAUGCUUAAGCACUUCAGGAUGGUUCCCCCCCCCCCCCCCCCCCUGAGACUGCCUGAAUCAUAUUGUGGUACUAACUACAGCUGGUCCAUGUGAACAAAUCCUGAAGUCUUCUCCUUCUAUUCAGGCAAAUAUUUCAUUCUCUAAGUCAUAAACUUUAAGCACAGUUUCACUGGAAACUGAAAUUUCCUUUGGAGGUGUUCAUUAGACUUACCAUAAUAAAUAUCCCCUACUCCUGCCAAUUACAGCUACUGCUUAUUUGUCCUCUUUCUGUACUGAUGAAAGGGGCAACUGUAUGCAGUUUUGAAUCUCUUAAUAAUGGCAUUUUGCUUCUGAAGAGUCUAGAAGGGUCAUUCUCUCCCCACCCCCACCCCCCCACCCCAAUUUUCUUUCACUGUUGGCUUUCUGUGUGACCUGGAAUUGUUUUGUUAGCGUUUAAUUAAAAUUCUGAGGAAUAUAAAUGUUUGGCUCCAGUAGUGUCACUUGACCCUAAAAUCUCCAGAAAUGCUAGUAUAAUCUCUACUGUGGAAAGAAGUAUUUUAAAAAUGAAGGUAUGUUCCAAAUUUCUAUGGAGUACUGAGGGGCAAGAAGAGUCAGUAGCAAUAACUGUUCUGGUGAUUUUAUGUUAAUUAUGUCUCAGUGCACGCGUUCAAUUAUGCAUACCUUGAACACAUUAACGGGGAAGUGAGUUGGUGUAUUGUGGGAUUGUAGCCAAGCCUCUGGAGUCAGCAAAAAUGUUGAGGGAGGUCUGCAUGAAGCCCUUUGUACAUUAACUAGUCUUCCAACACAGUAUCUCUGUGUUGGGCUACAUGCAGAUAUUCUGAAAAAGUCAGGGGUAGUAGUUGUUACCAAUGAAUGUUGUAGUAAGAAAGACUCUCUGGGAAGAAGAGUCGGGGGGGGGGGGAUGGCUUCUUUCAUGGAAUUAUUCUGGAGAGGAAAUGAAUGACAAGUUUUACCAUAUCCCAGGGUUUUUUUGUUUGUUUCAACACUCAUAAGAACAUAAGAAAAUCCAUGCUGGAUCAGACCAAGGACCAUUGAGUCCCGUGAUCUGUUCACAUAAUGGCCAAACGGCUGCUUCUAGGAUGACUGCAGCAUCGUUAUCCUGCCUGUGUUUUCACAGCACUUAAUAUAAUAGGCAGAGACAAUAGGUAUGCAUCAUGACUUGUAUUCAUUUUGACCAGUGACCAUGAAUCACUCUAUUCUCCAUGAAUAUAUCCACUCUCCUCUUAAAGACUUCCAAGUUGGUAUCCAUCACCACAUCUUGGGGCAGGGAGAUCCACAAUUUAACUCUGCGCUGUGCAAAUAAAUACUUCCUUUUGUUUUGAAUCUCUUAUUCUAAAAAUGAAAUCAUAGGGGAGGGUGAAAAAACAAACACCUGGAAUGGCCAUGCUCCUGUAUCAUGUAAGAAGUAGUUUAGCAUAAACAAAAGGCAAGAUUCUGGAUCAGACCAAGGACAGACCCGCAGCAGGUCUGUUUAACAACUCUGUAGUAUGUGAACUAGUGGCAUUUCCUUGCAAGAAAAUAUGUUGAGAAAAUGGUGCAAAACCAUGGCUGUUUUAAUGGAACCAUACUAAAAAAAUCCAAGGGAGUCACCAAGAUUGAUAGAAAAAGUGGUAUGAAAAAAACUCUAAUAAGGAGUUUAGCAACAUAGGACUGAAAGGCACUUGAAGGCCAACUUCCUUCACAAUGCCAGGUUGAUUCAUAUCUCCAUUGCGUGACUGGAUUGAGACCUGAUAGAACUUAACGUCUUCUUAAAGACACAGGAGUAAAUAUAAUUACAUGUAGUUGAAUUUUUGUUUUAGGUCGUAAAGGUCUUGUUCCUGUUAUUCACCUGCAACUUUGUUAAAUAAUAAAUAUUUUGCACUUUU
Messenger RNA from Sphaerodactylus townsendi, 4143 nucleotides. It is a transcript of the gene LSP1, whose product is annotated as lymphocyte specific protein 1. The record is from RefSeq and is a predicted model, not a curated record. The coding region runs from base 224 to 1480 and encodes 418 amino acids. NCBI's taxonomy places the organism in Eukaryota, Metazoa, Chordata, Lepidosauria, Squamata, Sphaerodactylidae. Gene Ontology annotation, molecular function: myosin binding; calmodulin binding; actin binding. The transcript has 11 exons. Gene Ontology annotation, biological process: muscle contraction.